Messenger RNA from Hypanus sabinus (Atlantic stingray), 2891 nucleotides. Its product is annotated as leucine-rich repeat and guanylate kinase domain-containing protein-like. Gene Ontology annotation, molecular function: protein binding; GMP kinase activity. The transcript has 21 exons. The record is from RefSeq and is a predicted model, not a curated record. Bases 141 to 2822 code for a protein of 893 amino acids. Lineage: Eukaryota; Metazoa; Chordata; Chondrichthyes; Myliobatiformes; Dasyatidae. Gene Ontology annotation, cellular component: cytosol.
UACCGCGUCCGGUUUUCCAUGCGACUCCCAGAGGGCACAGGGACAAGGCUGGCCCGUCUCCUAGCAACCACUAGACAACAUUACGGCGGCGGUCGCAUGAGAAAGUCACUCGGUACUUCCUAGCCACGCCGGCGAGGAUAAUGGAAGCUCCGACAGUCAGUGAGAGCGCGCUGCUGGAAGGAGAGGCGGUGGAAGGCGUGGAGGUAGUGUGGCAACUACUGGAGGAGUUGAUAUGGGAGUGUGCCCAGCGCGUCCUGGAGGAGGCACUGGAGGAGGUAGUCCAGGCGAUGCUCCUCGAACUGCUGGACGGCUGCAGCAGGGAGCUGGUGGACGAGUUUCACCAGGAGCUGUUGGACGAUGCCGUCAGCAGCACUGACACUACCAGCUCAGACGAGGGCGAGAAUCUGGACGAUGAGGAAGAAUUUGAUGGUUUAUUGACAGAAGACAUAAUAGUGGAAGGCUUGUCAAAUCUGAGGCGCUCAGCAACUGGAAUGGAACAGGCCUACCUCCAUCUCUCCCUGCCAAAUUACGAAUUAAGUGAUAUUUCCAUUCUUUGUGAUUACAUUCACCUACAAAAGCUGGAACUUCCUUACAAUAAAAUAACAGAUUUGCGUUGUGUAAGUUAUAUGCCCUACCUAAUACAGCUGGAUGCCUCCCAUAAUAGUCUGACCUCGAUCGCUGGCCUAAAACUGCCUAAACAUAUUAAGCUAGACCGUUCUUCCGUGGUGGACUCGUCACCCAGGCAAGGGUGGACACACACACAAGCCCCCACCGAUCGCGCUAUAAACACUGAAGUGGACUUCUCAUAUAACCAGAUCUCUGACCUGAAGGAGCUAUCAGACUAUCCAUUUCUUUCUAAACUGAAUUUGAGCAACAAUCAAAUACAGGCAAUUGAAGGCUUGCAGAACUGUAAAAGUCUCACCUAUCUCAACAUGGCAGAAAAUAGACUUUUGGAAAUCAGUGGCCUGGACUACUUGCCAAUUAAAUUUCUUUUUCUUCAAGGUAAUCAAUUCAUUAAUGUGAAAGGACUGGCAAAUAUGAAACGCCUACAUAAGCUUGAUUUGUCGAACAAUAAAAUAGAAACUCUGAUUGGAUUGGAGGACCAUGAUCUGCUGGAAACAAUCAAUCUAGAGAACAAUCAGAUCAGUGAUCUGGAUGAAAUAAUGCAUCUGAGAAAUCUUCAGCUUUUGAGGAAACUGAAUCUACUCAAGAACCCAAUACAGGGAACCCCAGAUUAUUUGUUAUGGGUUCUUUUCAUCGUACAGAAACUGACUGAACUGGAUAAUAAACAAGUGAAAACAUCUGAUAAGGUUCUGGCCAUCAAUAAAUACAACCCUCCUCCUGAAGUGGUAGCUGCCAACGAUCAUAUGACCAAUAUUAUGUAUAGUUUUCUACAGCCCCAGAGGAUUUAUGACAGCACUUUGCCUAACCUUGAUAUUCCAUAUCCAAUGUUGGUUCUGGUGGGGGUCCAGGCCUCUGGAAAACGAGAACUUUGUCACAUGGUCUGUCAAGAAUUUAGUGAGUAUUUUGGAUUUUGCAUUGGCCACACAAGCCGAAGACCUUCCCUUGAUGAAAAGAAUGGAUUUGACUAUUAUUUUGUCUCUGAUGAAGAGUUUGAAGAAAUGAUUCAAAUGGGGAAAUUUAUCCAGACAAUGAAGUUUGACGGAUGUUAUUUUGGUCUUAGCAGAGAUGCAUUAGAAAAUGUAGCCAGUAAGGGUCUGGCUUGCUGCACUCAUAUGGAACUAGAAGGGGUGCGUAGCUUGAAGAAGACAUACUUAGAGCCUCGAUACAUUCUACUGAUCCCACAGGAUAAGAAAGACCAUGAGAAAAGACUGCGGAUAAAAGGGCUGUACACAGAAUCACACAUUAAUCAUGUGCUAUCCAGAGUUGAUGAUUGUAUCAACAUGAACCAAACAUUUCCAGGAUACUUUGAUGCUGUUAUUAACUCUGAUGAACUUACAGAUACAUACACGCAGCUAAGCCAACUGAUAAAGGAGUACUUGAGCCUCAAUGAUCCAACAAGUGUCAACAGUACCAGAGCCAUGGAAGUAGAGAAGUGGCAGAUGUCUGGUUUGACAAACAGCAUACCAUCUAAUGGAAGUAAACAAAAUUGGAGUUCAAUUUCAUGGACCAUUGGAUUUCCUACUCAAUCAGUGGACUCUUCCAUCAGAAAUUAUUCUUCCAGAAUACAGGCUAGACUUUCAACAGAAAGAUCAACUUUGGAACAAAAUUCAAUUCAGCAACGCCAGAGAGAGGCACGUGAGGUUGUGAUGAGAAGAACUCAAUAUAGAGGCACCUUCCUGUUCAAAAGGGCUCGAACAAGCAAUGAUUUGAAGGGUUAUGAUGUAUCAAAACUGUCAUUCCACACCUCCAUUAGGCCUAAUGCAAGUGACAUUAGCCAGGAUCUGGAUCUGUUUUCUACAUCCAGCAGCUCUGAAACAACCCAAAUCAGCACAGAGGAGUCAACACUUUCAUCAGCUGAAGUAUUUACAAAAAGGUCCAACUCUGUUGUAAUGGAUACUGACUCCUCUAUUAGGGAUACUUCCAAGAUCCUGCUAAAGAUUAAAUCCAGGCCUAUAACAGAUUUGAACACAACACCACAAGGUGCUGGAGAUACUGUUCACAAACGAGAAGAAAUUGCUAAGCCCGAACCCACUAUGGAAUUACAACCCCUGUCCAAGAGUCAUUUAGCCCCAACCAUUGAGUCUCCUUCUUACCGACUUGGAUUCAACAUUAAGCCUGUUCUACCUGAAAUUCCAUCAGGCCGGACAACUGCUGAAAUCCCAUUUAAUUCAAAGGAAACAUUGUGUAAUUUGAAAUGAAAGUUUACCUAGUCCAGAUCUGUUUCUGCAAUACCAACAUUAAAGAUUAUACUUUCAUUCUUCUGAUUA